Porites evermanni is the source of this 4159-nucleotide messenger RNA. Lineage: Eukaryota; Metazoa; Cnidaria; Anthozoa; Scleractinia; Poritidae. The record is from the annotation of a GenBank genome assembly.
AUGACGCUCAACUCUGAAUCAGCGCUGAAAGUUUACCUCUCAGCAAGACGAGGCUCAGCAGUUCCGGCUGCAAUGACUGAAGAUGACUUGACACAGGACGAAAAGGUACGAAAUAGUUUCCGUUUAUUACUUAGCUCAAAGUAAGCUCUUCACUAAAAAGAUGUUGUUCUAGAAGUUCAUACUUUUCAAUUCGUCGGACUGAAUAGAAUGAAUGCUAUUCCAUCGUAGUGUGAUUUUGUGUCAUGGACUUACCUUAAUGACCUUAGCUCUUACGUGUUUCCUGCAGCUUUGACUUAUAAGAAACUUAAUUCUAGUGACAUAUGUCCUUUAUUUAAAACUACUGAGUAGUAAUUUUAAGAAGUUUCAGUGAUGUAUUACCUUGUCCAAUAAGAGAUGUAACGUUUGAGUUAGUCGAUAAGUGUGUGCACAUUUGAUUUAGGUUAAUUGAAAUUAUUGACUCUUCUGUCUCGUUAAGAUUUAAAAGAAGUGUCAUUAUUCUUUUAUGCCGCAAACGGCAAGGUUUACGGUUUUCUAGAUACUUUUCUGCUCACUAAUUCAUGAACAACGACACAGUAUCAAGAAUUUUAUCCGAUGAAUUUUAAAUCACUGCAAUGUUAGGGAUCUUGCAAAAGAGCCUUUCCUCGCCCCCGUGUAAAAAGUUCAAUUUGUAUUCAAAGUAGUUUGUCGAUAAUAAACAGGCAACUUGACCAGGUCGGUUAAGAGUCAAAAUACUUCAUAGCGGUCGCUUGUUCCAUUACAUUUCAAUAUAAACCUGCUUCUUAGUAUAAAAAUUGUGUAGAUUAUAGUAUGGCAGCAUCUAGGUUAUCAAUCAUAAAUAGACGUGCAUUCCCAUUCCCUACAAACAAAGAAAUAUUACGAGGUUGGUCUCGAAAACAGUCGCUUCCCUGAUAACAAGGUGAAAAAAAAAAUUCCCUGAUUUCGCGAAAGUAAAUUUUGUCAUAUUACACCAUUGCUCAGAGCCCUACACUGGUUACCCGUAGCAUAUCGCAUUGUUUUUAAAAUUUUAUUGUUAACUUUUAAGGUCAUUCAUAAACUUGCUCCGACUUACAUUUCCGAACUUGUAUCACCGAAAGACACAGGGGGUAGGUACUAUCUUAGAUCAAAUAACGGCAAACUUCUUAACAUUCCACCAUGCAAGUCUCUUUCCACGCUUGGUGAUCGAUCUUUUUAUAUGGCUGCCCCUAAAUUAUGGAACGAUCUUCCCUUUUUUAUUAGAAAUAUAUCUUCAGUUAAUGCUUUCAAGAAGGCUCUUAAAACUCAUUUAUUUCAGAAGGCGUUUCCCAGCUAAUUUAUUGUUUUUAUUCUCUUUAUUAAGAAGGAUUUGUAUAUAGGAUUUUAAAGAUUAAUUUUUUUUUUAAAUUGUUAUUUUUACUAAUUUUUAGGAACGAUCUGUAAAUUUUGUUUUUGGAAUAUGUACUAGGAUUUUAGGAUUUUGUUGAGUCGAUGUUAUGCGCAGAUGAAAAUUUCUUUCCCUGGAUUGAUAUUUGCGCAAUACAAAUCAAUAAAUAUUAUUAUUAUUAAGGUGACUAUUACAGAUAGAUUCCCGGAAUAUAAACACCUGGGUCAAGUUGUUCAAAGCCGGGUUUAGAUAACCCAGGGUUAGUGCGAGAUUUGAAUUCAAAUUUGAAAACUUAAAAAACGCUUCAGUUUUAAUUCUUUUGGUCUACAAGUUGAUGAUUGAAAGCUCUAAAUAUAACAGAGAAAAUUAUCCGAGAAAAUGCUUUUGAACACAAGAAAGAGAAACCCGGGUUAAAUUUAACCCCGGGUUAAGCGCUAAUCGGCCUUCGAACAACUGGGCCCUGGGUAAUUUCACCGUUAUGGGUGGCAAGGGAGGUGUGUAUUUUCAGUAACUCAAUUUGUUUGCUUUUCUUACCUUGUGGGCUACGCUACUGAAGAGCAGGUCGAUGGGAGGGAUAUUACAGGGUUAAUAUGCAACAACUGAAAUUUACCCUCUACAUUCACUAUCGACUUAAAACAUGCAUGUAUCGCACGCCUUAUAAUCUCAGCAAAGACUGCAAUAGACCGAAUUGUUAACCUGUUCUCUGUGGCCACAGGGAAGCAGAGGUGAUAGUUUGUUGCGCAUGCGUGCCUCACCGGCAAAACAAACGUUACAGUUAUUUGUUGCUGCUUGGCUGAACGUGCAGUGGCCUGGUUUCUGCUAUCUUUAAAACGAUCAGGUUUCAACUGCUUUUGAUGGCAUCUACAGAUUGUCGCUUUUUGCCCUACUUUAUGAUUAAUUCAGUUAAUUGGCCAACGGUUUUGAGACAAAGCAUGCUUAACGCAUCUUAAAUAUAAAACGUUCUCUGGUAAAGGGUUUAUCUAUUUGUUUUCUUAUUUAUUUAUAUUAUUUGCAAAUUUAUUUAUUUAUUUAUUUAUUUAUUCAAUUCAUUACACGGAUAAUCAAAAUAACAGAAUUACAGCGAAAUUCGUUGUAUCAGGCUGCGCGUAUUGCAAACUUCGAAGGGAUUUUGGGUUUUUCUGUUCCGUCAAUCAUUUUAGUGAAGGCAGGACGCAAACUUUAUAACUAGUCGAUUAUUGCCCGAAACAGGACGAUCACAAAGCAACGAACCUUGAAACACGAAACAAAAUCACGAUCGAAAUCCACAAAAUCACGAAUCACAAACCAUGACCUUUUGAACUCGUGCAAUUAAACGUGUGUUUCCUAAGAGGUCUGCUAAGAUGAUUGACGGAACAGAAAAACCCAGUAAUCCAUAUGUUUGAAGUUUGCAAAAUUCACAGCGCGAAACAACGAAUUUCGCUAUAAAAUCGAAGAAAACCAAAUAUUAUAAAAGUGAUAUCUGUAUAAUUAGGACAGUUUAUACAGAACACGAGGAUUCCAAGUAAGAGUAAACUGCCUAGAAUAAACAAUAAAAUAUAAAAAACUAUAUACAAGAAAAUUCUAAUCCUAAUUAAAUUUCGACGAAGCGAUUGGUAUUUGUUUAUGAGCUUAUUAGAUAGAAUAGAAAAUCACCUAUGCUAAAAAUAGUUAAAAAAAAAAAAUAAAUAAAAAUCUUUCCUUAUUGGAAUUAGUUAUCAAUAUAUUGUUACUAAACAAAGAUAACUGAUCAGUUAUUCUUAUGGCUACAGGAAGGCCAUUCCAUAAAUCUACAAUGCGAUUAAAAAAUGAAAAUUUAAAAACAUCUGUUCUAAAGCGAACCUUGGAAAGUUCUGCUUCUGAGUUUCCCAUGCUAUACCUAGAGGACUUGAAACUAACAUACGUCAAAGUCAAUAUGUCCACAAAGACAUUUGAAAAAAAACAUAAAUCUAAAACUUCUCUUCUAAACUCGAGAGGCAAAAGACCUAAUUUGACUAAACGUUCAGGAUAAGGUAUUGUAAAGUCACACUUCAAAAUAAGUUUGGUUGCGCGACUUUGAACGCGCUUUAUGGCGAUGAUUUUUCCUUUAGUGUAAGAUGACUUAGACUUGUGAAGCGAACUCUAAUUGUGGACGUACCAAACGGUCAACAAAGUUAAUUGGUCACAUUCAUUAGUGCACGUUCUAUAAAUAACGCCAAGCAUUUUAUUUGCUCUACUGAUGAUAAGGUCAAUAUGAUCAUUCCAUGAUAGUGUUGAGGAAAUGUGGACACCAAGAUCUUUCUCAGUUGUUACAUCUGUAAUUCGCGAUCUGUUCAGAUUGUAUGACACUGUGUAUGACGUCUGAAGGAUAUUCCUUCUCUUUGUAAUAGCAAGUUGCUUACACUUUUUUUUCAUCAGAAUAAUCAGUAAUUAUUCUAUAACAUUUCAUGUCAUCUGCAUAUAACGGAACUGUAGUACUUCUAGCGUCAGUAACACUUGGGGCACUGUUUAUAUAGGUGAUAAACAAGAACGGCCCCAAAAUGGACCCUUGAGGUACAACAGACAAAACAGGUUGCCAAGUAGAUGACUGUCCAUCAAUAAUUCUCCUGUACCAGCGAUCUGUCAAGUAGAUUCUAUUAACCAGGAUAGCAAAUUCCCUCUUUAAUACACCAACAGCAAACAACUCCCUCAGCAAACAGUUAAAUGAUACAUAGCCAAAUGCCGUGCUGUAAUCUGAUUUUUCUCAUCCAGUGCUUUGGCACAGUCAUGUGUAGAUCUAAGAAGACUGAUAACACACAAGCGCCACCUUACAAAACCAGAGGAAACUAUCUGGCCAAGGUCUGA